Molecule: messenger RNA, 2156 nt
Organism: Rhineura floridana
Lineage: Eukaryota; Metazoa; Chordata; Lepidosauria; Squamata; Rhineuridae
Product: corticoliberin-like
Exons: 2
Coding region: 401-844 (147 amino acids)
Biological process (GO): negative regulation of epinephrine secretion; positive regulation of cortisol secretion; negative regulation of glucagon secretion
Cellular component (GO): extracellular region
Molecular function (GO): corticotropin-releasing hormone activity
Source: RefSeq, a predicted model, not a curated record
AUAAAGCACAUAACUGCAUAAAUAAUGCAAAUAAUAGAUGUCUUAAGGAAAACAAAAGGGUCAAUAAGAAAAACAACCCUAAAUACAAUGUAACUGAUUCAAUAAGGCAAUACUAAUUGCAAUCAAUUUGAAUAACUAAAGGGAGGUGUCAGCUCUGAAGUUGUGCAAACUCACCGCCUUCAUUAAGUCAAAUGCAGUGGGUGUAAUGGUUAAGAGCUGGCGACAUUCUUUAAAUAUUUAUCAUGUCUCUCCAAGCAAAAACAUCUUUGAGUUUCUCCAAAUGGGAAAUAGCUGAGAAACAGAGAAAAAGCUUACAAUUUUAAACCGCAGGUCAGAGCCCACACAAACCUGAAGACAAAAGGAAAAGCCAAACCUUAAGUCAGAAGACACGGAAGAGUGGAUGAUGGCCCAGAUGGUUUCAGCUGCCCCUUUCCUCAUCCUCCUGCUUCUCCCCCUGAAAUCCUGCCUUCCUUUGGAGUGGCCGAGGCCAGCCCUGUCGCAGGUACUUCCCAUACGUGGCCUGAGUUGGGAUCGGUGGCUAAGCCGCUCGGAGUGGGAGGACAAUGCUUCGGUCCCUCCAGUUGGCUCAGAAGAGGGACCCUUCCAAGAGCAAAGAUCUCCCAGGUCCUGCAAGCCAACAGAGGCCAAAUCUUUUCCCGAGCAGGAGCAGCAACAGCAGAGAGCUGAGCGAGCGUCUUCUUCCAGCAAAAGACGGGACGGUCGCCCAAACUCCCUGGACUUGACCUUUCACCUUCUCCGGGAGUUCCUGGAGAUGUCCCGAGAAGAGAGGCUGGCACAGAAGGCUCGUAGUAACAAAAUACUGCUGCAUAAUAUAGGCAAAUGAGUGGGGAGGGAUCUGGGGCAGGGGGAGGCAAGAACUGCAUUUAACUGUAAAGUGUAACAUUUAUCUCAUAACAGUGCAGUUGGUGGGGGGAAUGUUGUGAUAUCCAUGAAUCUUGGGUCUAAGCUGUCAGUUUCUCCUCCAGAGAAUGCCUCGGUUUUGAAGGACUCCCCUGGAAGAGUGUAUAUGUCUGAUGUCAGAUGCCUCUGCCCAGCAACAAAAGAGGACAUGUUUUGCUACAACUCCCAUGAAGUUUUUAAUUGAUAUUACUAUUAUGUUUUCUCCAGCACCAUCAAUACACACCACUCAUCAACAGAGGAACAUCAGCAAGAAAAAGGCAGGUGUCUGCUUGCAGGCAAAAUUUGUUCUACAUAGGUGUCAAGGGUGAGACAGCAAAGAGAGGGGCUGGGCAGGGGGGAGCAAGUGAGGCAAGGCUAGCAAGUUAUAGACAUGAGUGAAAGUGUUCUUUCGGAACGCCAUGUGAGUUUUUUUCCGGUAUUGCAUCCAUGGUACUGCACUGCACACAAUUCAAAGUCCGUUGUUCCAAGGACAGGGAACCUGUAGAGCCCUGCACAGGAUUGUGUAAGAAUGACAAGAUAAUGUGCAUCAGCCUUCUCCAAGCCAAUGUCCUCCAGAUGUUGCUGAACUGCAAUUCCCAUCAGCCCCAGCCAGCAUGGCUAAUGGUCAGGGAUGAUGGGAGUUGUAGUCCAGCAACAUCAGCAGGGGCACAGGUUCCCUAUCAACAUACAUAGGCCCAGGAGCAAAGGAAGCUGCUUCCCUUGAGUCAGGCCACUGGUCCAUAUAGCUUGGUAUGGUCUGCACUGACUGGCAGCAGCUCUCCAGGGUUUCAGACAUGAGCUUUCCCCAGCAAUAGUGGGAGAUGCCAGGGGUUGAACCUGGAGCCUUCUGCAUGCAAAGCAGAUGGUCUACCACUUUGCCAACUGGUCAAUCCCUCCCUAGGAAGAGUGUUUCAGAGCCAGGGCAAAGUGAUUGAGAAAAAGCCACCUCCAUGUCUCCAUCCAACACAUCUCAGAUGUUGAUGGGACUUGGAGGAGGACCUCUCUUAAUGCACAGGCAGAUCCAUACUGGAGAAGGUUCCAAGCUGCGCUCAAGGCACAAGAGAUAUAAAAAGCUGCCUGCCUGAGCAGCAUAGUGCCACGAUGGCACAGCACUAUUACGACAUUUCAGUCCUAUACUUCCUCCAAAGGAGCUUUGGAUGGACAACAUUGGCCUUCUCCCACCAGACGUUUUGGACUACAGCUACCAUCACCCCCAACCAGCAUGGCCAAUGGUCAGGGACUUUGGGAGUACAGUU